Molecule: messenger RNA, 2760 nt
Organism: Leptopilina boulardi
Lineage: Eukaryota; Metazoa; Arthropoda; Insecta; Hymenoptera; Figitidae
Gene: MYPT-75D
Product: protein phosphatase 1 regulatory subunit 16A
Exons: 10
Coding region: 382-2100 (572 amino acids)
Cellular component (GO): cytoplasm
Molecular function (GO): enzyme inhibitor activity; phosphatase regulator activity; protein binding
Source: RefSeq, a predicted model, not a curated record
CAUUAUUAUUUGUAAAUCAGUGUCAAGUGCAACCAAGUGUAAUCUUUUAAGUCUCAGUUUCUAUGAAGGCUACUUCCUACAAUCAACGACAGUGAUAUCGAUAGCAAGUUAAUAUCAAAUUUAAUUCACUAUUUCAAAAUAAUGUUUAUAACUUUUUAUUAAAAUAAAUAAUAAUAAAACUCGUUAAUUUUAGAUUUAAGUAUUGGUAUUUUGUUUUUUUGUAAAUUUAAAUUUCUCAAAAAGUGGAUAAAAAAAUGACAAAUUAAAAUAAUAAACAAAAGUGAAUUAAAAAGAAAAAGUAAAACAAACACGUUUAUAUGAUUUUUGAAAAAAAAACGAGAUUAUAUACAUAAUUUGGAAAUAGUUUCAACGUUUUAUAUAAUGAAAUCCAUGAAGAAGAAACUUCACGUGUCGAAAGGUAAAUACAGUUGCAAGAAUAAUAAAUACAUAGCUAUGGAACAUUCGGAUUUAGUCGCGGAGAUGGUGCACGUAGAGAGGCUGACAACGCAGGAGAGGUUACAUCUUGCUCGUCAUCGACGACUACAACAACUAAAAGUUUGGCGUCAAAGGGAAAAGGAAUGGCUGCGUCAUCAGACUCGACAUACGAGUAAUAAACGGCACAUAUUUUUCAAUGACAGUGUCAUGUUACUUGAGGCGGCAGCAAGAAAUGACAUUGACGAAGUAAGGAGAUUAUUAAAAAAAGGAGUGAAUCCGGAUUCAACAAACGAAGAUGGUUUGACGGCACUUCAUCAAUGUUGCAUUGAUGACAAUGAAGAGAUGCUUAAACUUCUUGUUGAAUUUGGUGCAAAUGUGAACGCCGAGGAUAGUGAAAAAUGGACACCAUUACAUGCUGCCGCCACAUGUGGGCAUCUUCAUCUUGUCCGUUAUUUAAUUGCUAAAGGUGCAAAUCUUUUGGCUGUGAAUGCCGAUGGAAAUAUGCCGUAUGAUAUCUGUGAGGAUGAAAAAACGUUAGAUUGCAUUGAAGGUGAAAUGGCGAGAAGAGGAGUAACACAAGAACUCAUUGACGACACAAGGGCCUCAAUAGAAGUCCAAAUGCUUCGAGAUUUACAAAAAUUAGCGUCUAUGGGAAACGAUUUGGAAUACAAAGAUCAUCAAGGUGCUACACCUCUUCAUAUAGCCGCAGCUAAUGGUUACUUGCGAGUAGUAGAAUUUCUUCUGGAUCAACACGUUUCCACAGAUAUUGAGGAUAACGAUAAAUGGCAACCAGUUCAUGCAGCGGCUUGUUGGGGACAUUUAGAAGUUUUAGAAUUAUUAGUACAGAAUGGAGCUGAUCUCAAUGCGAAGAACAAACACGACGAAACACCUGCGGAUAUCUGCGAGGAUCUUGAAAUUAGGGAACGAAUUAUGGAAUUAAAGACGGAACAGGAGAGUAAACGACUUCGUGAGGCGCAAGGUAGAAGAAUACGCAGGUCGCAGAGUAUAAAUACACGGACGCAAAGCGUUCGGAGAACAUCUAUUAGAGACAAGGUUUUGACGACGAAAAAAGACGCACAAGAGGAAGCACGUCUGCGAAUUCAAGCACAACAGACAUAUGUAUCGAUGACGGCACCAGUGACAAAUGCACCAGCAACGGAAAGUAACGGCGAAACGAGAGAAGUUGCUGACGAUGACACUGAUUCGACAGUAGUUGCAUCAACUGUUCGCAAAGGACCAGAGGGAAAAGACAACGAUUCCUUUUUACAUGAGGAUGUCGAUAAAGACUCAGUCGCAGGGCCUGACCCGCCUGUCGGUAGCCAGCAGCCAAUUUAUACAACAGACAACGAUGCUAAUGGCAAGAUCAACAUACACGUGUCUGUAGUUUUCGUCAAGUCGUUGUCGGACCUGAAGAAACAGAGGGCCCAGAAUCGACAUUCAACCAGCAACACACUUGAUGCCAAUGGUAAUGGAGUGUCAGUACCAGUUUCCACCAUCGACAAUCCUGAAAUGAAAUCUGAUGACUUCCAGAGAUUCAGAGGUAACACCAGCGAGAUCCUCGGGGAUAAUAAUUCCGAAAAGAACUGCUGUCUCGUUAUGUCAAGAUCUGUAUCACAAUUUGUACAAGUGAAGAAGCUACGACACAUUUCGUUACUUUUCAAAUAGAAUGUCCUCUUACAUACAUUGCAAAUGCUGGUCAAUUUACUAAAAUUUUUUGCUUGAUAUACGCUCGUUAAUUCUGUUUUUUGAAGCAAAAGAUUUGGAUGUCUUUUCAUAAAAGAAUAAUACCAAUCUUUAGAUGCUUUUUCGUCUUUAUUCCAACUAUCUGGAUGAUGAAUAGCACAUUUUUGUGCAUAUUCAUAUGCCAAACAUCGAAUAUUACUGAUGGUGAGACCAUAAUUGAGCUUGGAAAAUUCAAUGAUAUAAUCCAGUAAUCCUAGCUCUUGAUUCUUCGUAAAAAGCUGCGGAAAAAAUUAAAAAAUUAACACAAAAUUUAACAGAAAUUAAAAAAAUAUAUUAAAAAAAUUUGAAAUUACCGUCUUUCCAGCUUGAUGUGUUAUUUCUUUCAAAUAAUUUUUUAAUUGAUCAUCGGUGACAGUGGAGAAAUCUGGAAAUUGCAGUGACACUUUUUUAACAUAGCGACUAAGACUUGUUUGGCUAAUGCCAUAACUUGAAGCAACCGAACGUCCUGAUUUAUUUUCAAUUUUCACCAAUUUUAUGGCUUUCACCAAAUUAUCAUAAUCAAUUUGUCUAUCAGCAUAUUUUUUUAUAUAAUUGCGUGUCAUAAUGAUUGUAGCUGUGAAGUAAAUUUAAAAAAAAAACUAA